This is a messenger RNA of Caenorhabditis elegans, 636 nucleotides long. It is a transcript of the gene K02F6.6, whose product is annotated as DUF4296 domain-containing protein. The coding region runs from base 248 to 586 and encodes 112 amino acids. The record is from RefSeq and is marked reviewed. Lineage: Eukaryota; Metazoa; Nematoda; Chromadorea; Rhabditida; Rhabditidae. The transcript is spliced from 3 exons.
UUUCAGCUCCAAACCGACGCAUCUAAUUGCAUUUUCAUCGACCGCUCCCCAAAACAUUUCGACUUAAUCCUGAACUUCCUGAGAGACGGUGACGUGGAUCUUCCUGAACAAGGAAAAGAGCUCAAGGAAGUAAGGAGAGAGGCUCAAUUUUACCUGUUGGAGGGUUUAGUCGAUUUGUGUGAUAGGAAAUUGAUAGGAAACAGCAAUUUGUUUGUUGAAAAGUGAUACUGACAAGUUGGAGUUUCAAAUGAAAAGCGACAGGCCCCGUCUUUUGAUCGAAUAUGGAAAGAUAUUGGAUUUGGUGGAAUACCAAAGAUUGGGUUUCAAUGUGUCGGAUAUCAUGGAAAGAUAUGGAAAUCAAUUGCACAUUGCUUUUCAAAAAAAUAGCGACCCAGAAGAGUGUAAAUCAACUCUUCAAUUCAAAACUAACAUAAGAGCCAUCAGUCAGAGAUAUGACAGCUGGCAAUAUUCAAAUGCGAAUAAACAAUUCACAAAAUUCGUCGACGAUUCCCUCGCUUUUAUUGCUGAUUAUGCGGAUAAUGAGGAUGAUAGUGAGAAUGAUACUCAGAACGCGGACCAUAAUUGAAAAGUGAAUUUUUUUGGGUUCAAUCUUUAUAUUGCUUGAAUAAAGUUAUU